This is a messenger RNA of Asparagus officinalis (garden asparagus), 1940 nucleotides long. RefSeq names its product splicing factor U2af large subunit B-like. Lineage: Eukaryota; Viridiplantae; Streptophyta; Magnoliopsida; Asparagales; Asparagaceae. Bases 52 to 1617 code for a protein of 521 amino acids. The transcript has 13 exons. The record is from RefSeq and is a predicted model, not a curated record. Gene Ontology annotation, molecular function: pre-mRNA 3'-splice site binding; poly-pyrimidine tract binding. Gene Ontology annotation, biological process: mRNA processing. Gene Ontology annotation, cellular component: U2-type prespliceosome; nucleus; U2AF complex.
UACGGCGGAGGCUCUCCUCCCCUUCAUCAUAGGAGCAGCGGUUUCGAUGACAUGGGCGAUUCUAGAUCUCAGCAUGAUUCUCGUGACUGUGAAAGAGGGUCCUCAAAGAGCAGAGACAGGGAAAGGGAUCGUGAUAGAGACAGAGACCGUGACAAAGAUAGGGACCGAGACAGGGAUAGAGAUCGUGAUCGUCAUCACAGGGAUCAUAGAGACAGGGAAAGAAGUGAUAGGAGGGAUCGUCAUCGCAGCCGAGAUGAUGAUCUUGAGCGUCACCAUAGUCGAGAGCGUGACAGGCAUAGGGAUUAUGAUAGAGAUAGAGAAAGCCGGCACAGGCAUAGAUCUCGAUCUCGGUCAAAAGCUAGAUCUAGUCAUAGAUCAAGAUCUCGCUCUCGGUCAAGGUCAAAGAGUAAAAGAAUCAGUGGCUUUGACAUGGCUCCUCCUGCAUCCGCGCUGAUGCCUGGUGUCACAGUUCCAGGCCAGGUAACUGGUGCAGCACCUGCUGUGCCUGGAAUGUUCCCAAACAUGCUCAAUAAUAUGACACCUGGGCAGUUCCCAGCUAUUUCUUUAAUGCCAGUGCAGGCAAUGACUCAGCAGGCAACUCGCCAUGCACGACGUGUGUAUGUAGGUGGCCUUUCUCCUACUGCUAAUGAGCAGUCGGUUGCAACAUUUUUUAGCCAUGUUAUGUCUGCGAUUGGAGGAAACACAGCUGGUCCAGGUGAUGCUGUUGUUAAUGUAUAUAUAAACCACGAAAAGAAGUUUGCUUUUGUGGAAAUGAGGUCCGUUGAAGAGGCAAGCAAUGCAAUGGCCUUGGAUGGAAUCAUAUUUGAGGGGGCACCGGUAAAAGUUAGAAGACCAAGUGACUACAACCCUUCUCUGGCUGCUGCACUUGGCCCAAGCCAGCCAAAUCCGAAUCUCAAUCUUGCAGCUGUUGGACUGACGCCUGGUUCUGCUGGUGGGUUAGAGGGGCCUGAUCGUAUUUUUGUAGGAGGGCUUCCAUACUAUUUUACUGAAGCACAAGUAAGGGAGUUGCUUGAGUCUUUUGGGCCACUAAGAGGUUUUGAUCUUGUCAAGGACCGUGAAACUGGAAACUCAAAAGGCUAUGCCUUCUGUGUAUACCAAGAUCUCUCCGUCACAGAUAUUGCAUGUGCAGCUCUUAAUGGCAUUAAGAUGGGAGAUAAAACACUUACUGUUAGGCGUGCAAACCAGGGUGCCGUGCAGCCUAGACCAGAACAAGAAAGUGUAUUAUUACAUGCACAACAACAGGUGGCAUUGCAGAAAAUGGUGUAUCAAGCAGGUAGUCUUCCGACAAAAGUGGUGUGCUUAACAGAGGUGGUUAAUCCAGACGAAUUGAAAGAUGAUGAGGAAUAUGAAGACAUUUUGGAGGACAUGAGGGGAGAGGGUGGGAAAUACGGUAAAUUGGUGAAUGUAGUAAUUCCUCGUCCAGACCCAAAUGGGGAGUUUGCUCCUGGAGUUGGAAAGGUGUUCUUGGAAUAUGCGGAUACUGAUGGAUCUACUAAGGCUAAGGUAGGGUUGAACGGGAGGAAAUUUGGCGGUAAUCAAGUGGUGGCUGUAUUCUACCCGGAGAAUAAGUUUGCUCAAGGGGAAUAUGAUGGAUGAUAGGCUUAGUAUUCACUGAGUUGAGCGUGCUUUCAGAUCUGUAGUUAAAAUGGUUGUGGCAAUUGGUCGCCGACUUUUUGGCAGUCAUCAGAUUAUACUUUCAUUGACCCGUGGACAAUUCUGAAACUGUUCCAUGUCUUGUUCAACUAUGUCAUGUGUACUGUUUGGUUAAGCUGCAAUUUGUUCCUACUCUUCGUGCAUCAAUUCCUGGAGAAUGUGGACUGCUACUAUGGUAUUAAACAGGUUGCAUGUAUAAAUGUAAAGCUGUUUGGAGGUAAUGUUAUGCUUCUUUGACUGCUACUAUGUCCAAUGGUUUUGAAUCA